Molecule: messenger RNA, 2499 nt
Organism: Mytilus californianus (California mussel)
Lineage: Eukaryota; Metazoa; Mollusca; Bivalvia; Mytilida; Mytilidae
Product: sulfotransferase 1C2-like
Exons: 6
Coding region: 1-885 (294 amino acids)
Biological process (GO): sulfation
Cellular component (GO): cytoplasm
Molecular function (GO): sulfotransferase activity
Source: RefSeq, a predicted model, not a curated record
AUGACGGAUCGACACGUUCUCCCUGGUCAGCACUGGUACGAAGGUAUUUUAUUUUUUGGAUACAGUCCACCAGACAUUCUAGAUGCUGUAAAACAUUUUGAAGUUCGUGACGACGAUGUUUUCAUUGUAACUUAUCCAAAAGCAGGUACAACAUGGAUGCAAGAAAUAGUAUGGUUAAUUCUCAGUGAUGGAGACUUUGAAAGAGCGUCGAAACAACAGGUUUACUUCCGGUCCCCUUUCCUAGAAUUCAAAGAUGAUAUUUUGAAUGAAGUUGGACUAGAUUUAGCAAAUCCAAUGCCAUCGCCAAGAGUUAUUAAAACGCAUCUCCCAGUAAAACUUGUACCUACCCAACUGUGUCAAAAAGAAUGUAAGGUGGUUGUCAUGUUUCGGAAUCCCAAAGAUCUCUGUGUCUCAUAUUAUCAUUUCUACAGAUCAAGCUCUUCUUUCGGAAAUUAUAAGGGAACGUGGACUGAAUUCGUAGACAUGUUUAAAGACGGGCAUGUUGAUCAUGGAUCUUGGUUUGAUUUUACACGUGGCUGGUGGAACCUGCGACAACAUGAAAAUGUUUAUAUUGUAUUCUAUGAGGAUAUGAAAAGGGACCUAAAAAAAGAAAUAGUGAAAAUUUGCAGUUUUCUUGGAAAACAACUCGACGACAAAACUACAGAACGCAUCAGUGAGAAUUGCUGCUUUGAAAGCAUGCGUAAUAAUCCAAUGACCAACCAUUUAGAUGUUUACUCUAUUGAUAGUGAAAUAUCGCCAUUACUACGGAAAGGUACUGUUGGUGACUGGAAGAACCAUUUUACAGUACAACAAAAUGAAGAUUUUGAUAAAUUUUAUCAAUUGCACAUGGACGAGUUCAAUAUCCCAUUCCAGUAUGAACUUUGAAAUCCAUUGCAUCAUGCACAGUGUUCUUUCCAAAAAAAAUAGGACAAGUAGAAGUUAAAAUGUAUUUAAACAAAUAUUUUUUUAUUUAAUCGUUAUUUUUUAACCUGCGUUGCCAAAGGAGAGCAGGUUUAGUAUCCGCUUCACUCCGUCUGUCCAAAACACAUAGAGGCAUCAAAUUUUGUGUCAUCCCUAGUUCCUACAUUUUACCUAAACAUUAUUUGAACUAUGCACAGUGGUUGUAGACAUAUUUAAGGUGUGCACCUCCUUUUUAGACAUAGUUGAACGUUUUUCUUUUAGGUUCCCAUGAUUGGAACUCAGAUGAUCCGGAAAUGUAUACGCAGUUUCUUUUCCACUUGUGGGACCCAUCGUAUUACUCAUUGCAAAUACAAAUUCGUUUAUGAGUCGUAUUCCGUAAUAUUCCGGGGCAUUAGAAGAGUAUCUUAGAAUACACUGUUAUUGAUAAUUUAAGAGUACGGGCCUUCGGACAAUGACUUGCCUAAAAUUUGGUGCUCGACCUGAAUGAGCUGAAACAGGUAAAAAUGGUGUGGGCUUUGCUUAUUGUUGAAUGCCGUACGGUGACCUAUAGUUGUUAAUUUCUGUAUCUUCUUCUUCUUCUCUAGGUUUUCAGUAGUCCUUCAUUGUCUGAAGAUUAUUUACUGUUUUGCGCUGCGUGUCCUAUAUAUAUAUUUACAAAAACACAAAAAUAAUUGAAAAUGAAUUUGGAGUGCGUAAAAAAUUUUUAAAUUGUGAUUAAAACUAUGUACAUAGGCUAAUAAUGAGUUAAAUGAAUUUGUGGAGAACAGUUGGUGUAAGCUGUUCUCUGAAAGUGUCGACUGUGGUUACAGCGACUGUUGACUGGUAGUAAAUUCCAUUGAUUAAUAGUGUACGGAAAAAAUGAAAAUUUAUAUGUAUCUUUUUUGGUUGAAAUGUGUCUGAAAGUGAAACUAUGAUUCUUGCGGGUUCUACUGUCUGAUGGUAUGAUAAUAGCAGAUGGGAUUGCUACGAUUUGAUGUACUAUUUUGUAGAACAUUAUCAAUCUUGUGCGUAGUCUUCUUUCUUGUAGCGUGGGCCAGUUUAGUGAGUUUAUCAUGUCUGUAGGACUACUGAUGUUAUGGUACCUGUUACAGACAUAUCUGGCAGAUCGUCUUUGGACCAUCUCGAUUUUAGAGGUUCGUUCAACUGUGUGAGGGGCCCAUAUUGAACCUGAAUAUUCAAGCUUAGGACGAACUAGUGCCAAAUAUGCCUGGGUUUUGAUGUUCUGACAUGAUGUUUUUAAAUUUCUUUUUAAGAAGCCCAAAGAUUUGUUUCCAUUAGCUAUGAUGUUGUCAGUAUGUUUUGACCAUUUUAAGUUUCCUUGUAGUGUAAUGCCCAGAUAUUUAGCUGAAGAGACUAGUUCAAGUUUGUGAUUGUGAAGGAUAUAGUCAUGUUUAAACUGCUGUUUCUUUUAUGAUACUGUAAGGACUGUGCAUUUGUCUGGAUGGAAAGCCAACCAACCAGUCAGUUGGUCUCUUGUGGGAGAUGUCUCAUUUGCAAUCAUACCACAUCUUCUUAUUUUUAUACAUUUUGAAAACGGAAAUUUUCAUUCAACGAAGAUAAGAAACAAAAAAUGUUUGA